AUGGACAUCAUUGUGGUGCCCAGUUUUUGUCUCUUGCAAAAGGCAAACUUGCUCUGGUUGCUCUUCAUUCAGACGCCAAAGCAGGAAACUCCAGCAACAGCUGGAAAGGGAGACUUUGUGGAGCUAGAGCAGCUUGUGAGCGCUGGCAGAGGGCCACGCAAAAGCUCAUGGUUUGGUUGUGUUUGCUUUCAGGCUCCUCCAGGGAAGGUGGAAGAGGUGGUGAAGUUUGCUAUCGAUGCAGGCUACCGCCACUUCGACUGUGCCUACUUCUACCAGAAUGAAAAUGAAAUAGGGAAUGCAGUCCAGCAGAAGAUCAAGGAGGGGGCUGUGAAGCGGGAAGACCUCUUCAUUGUUACUAAGUUGUGGAACACGUUUCACGAGAAGUCUCUGGUUAAGGUAGCGUGCAAGAAGAGCCUCGACGCACUGCAGCUGGACUACCUUGACCUCUACCUGAUACACUUCCCUAUGGGAUUCAAGGCUGGCGAAGAACUUCAUCCUCUGGAUGACAAGGGUAUGAGUAUCCCCAGUGAUACAGAUUUUGUGGACACGUGGGAGGCCAUGGAAGAGCUGGUGGACUGUGGUCUGGUGAAAGCCAUUGGUGUCUCCAACUUUAACCAUGAGCAAAUCGAAAGAAUCUUGAACAAGCCAGGACUAAAAUACAAGCCAGUAAUUAACCAGGUUGAAUGUCAUCCCUACCUCACCCAGGAGAAGCUGAUCAAGUACUGUCAAUCCAAAGGGAUUGCUGUGACAGCGUACAGCCCCCUCGGCUCUCCUAACCGCCCAUGGGCAAAGCCAGGGGACCCUCUGCUGCUGGAUGAUCCCAAGAUUAAAGAGAUUGCAGUUAGACAUAAUAAAACCCCUGCCCAGGUUCUGCUCCGGUUUCUUAUCCAAAGAAAUGUGAUCGUCAUUCCCAAGUCUGACAAACCACAGCGUGUUCAGGAAAACAUCAAGGUGUUUGACUUUGAACUAUCUAAAAAUGAGAUGGACGUCAUCCUCAGCUUCAACAGGAACUGGAGAGCGGUGCCAGCGCUCCAAGCUGUCAAUCACAAGGACUACCCAUUCAAAGCAGAAUAUUAAUGCCAGUGGUUUCUGCGAGACUUCUGUGUAAUUCCUUCCAGAUGAGAAGAUGGAGCUUGGUCCUGAUUUUUUUCUUCUGUAUUUGACGAUCAUUACAAGCAGCUACUUAUCCUCCUUUUUCAGGAGGCCAUCACGAGCUGGGAUAACAACACAUCAACAGGGAUGCAUCUUUUGUAAAGAUGGUUAGCAGAAAUCUGGUUUUGAUUAAUAGUAAAAAGACAACGUCUCUUCAUUUCUUUUUUUUCCUUCUCUUCCUUAAUUAAAGUCAUGUUUAACAAAAAACUCUGGUUACUUACAUGUUUGGGUUUUUUUAUAUGUUAUUUCCGGUGUGGUCAGUCAUACUGGCUCAUGAGCUGCUGUCAAGCAAUGCUCUUUCUAAUUACUUUGCUUUCUUACAUAGUUGUGAUUUUUACAGUGUGAACCUCUAAUGCUUUAAAAUUUUAUAUGAAUGAAGUUUGAAUAACAACAAAACUUAAUCAGUGGAGUGCUUGAAUUAUUUCAUACAAUUAUUUAUAAAACCCU
Messenger RNA from Calidris pugnax (ruff), 1599 nucleotides. Its product is annotated as aldose reductase-like. The coding region runs from base 1 to 1077 and encodes 358 amino acids. The transcript is spliced from 10 exons. Gene Ontology annotation, cellular component: cytosol. Lineage: Eukaryota; Metazoa; Chordata; Aves; Charadriiformes; Scolopacidae. The record is from RefSeq and is a predicted model, not a curated record. Gene Ontology annotation, molecular function: aldose reductase (NADPH) activity.